Messenger RNA from Nematostella vectensis (starlet sea anemone), 6623 nucleotides. RefSeq lists its product as uncharacterized. Gene Ontology annotation, molecular function: protein binding. NCBI's taxonomy places the organism in Eukaryota, Metazoa, Cnidaria, Anthozoa, Actiniaria, Edwardsiidae. The record is from RefSeq and is a predicted model, not a curated record. The transcript is spliced from 22 exons. The coding region runs from base 476 to 6013 and encodes 1845 amino acids.
UAAUGCACACAAUACUUUGCUGUCUCUCUAACUCUACUUGAUUGCUAGCCUGCGAGCCGGCUCUCCAGUGGGUUAAUUCAGAAAUUUCGGUUUUCGGGAUUCCUGUGGCGAGCAAAAAAAGCGAGAGAAGGGGAAGGGGGAAGAAGGAAGACAGUUGCCAAAUUCAUUGUUGGCAAGCAUAUUACGGCGACAAAAGACGAAUAUUCUGCCGGAUUCCUCUGAAAUGGAAAAUCGUGUGGCGCUGAGGUUUGGGCUGGUUGGACUCCAGCUAUCUGUGAGGAUGUCGCCGUGAUUUGAGCGCGAUUAAGGAAGGAAGUGUGCUUUUGAGGACGGAACGAGCUCAAAAAAAGCGCGUGUGCUUUGACGAUGUCACGUUCCUGCAGUAUCAGAAAUAUGCGGAAUCCUUUUAGCUUGGAGAGUGUUGCUUGGAAAGUCUGAAUGAAGAAAAUACAGGGCACGGCUUUAGGAGGAUAUUAUGGGGGUAAUAUGGUGGACUCUUCUUGUGCUUUUGACGCAAAUCCAACCGGGGUAUUCUAAGCUAGGGGAUGACCCAUGGUUUAAAUCCGCUCGUUUUUAUUGGUCACUUGACACAAUAGACCGCUACAAGCGACUACAAGAUCUGCAGGGCAACAGUGACAGCAAAGUGUUGGGGGGUGCCAUCACUGUUCCAGGGGUCAGCAAAGAUGCCUUGCAAUUGGAUGGCGCUCCGAGUACUGGAGCUGAUUUAGGUGAAUUUUCCAAGACGUGUAUAAGUGAACCAAACCGAUGCAAAACAGGGUUCACAAUCUCUUUCUGGGUGAAGCUAGAAAUUUCUGAGCUUACCAGUACUGUCGUGGUGCUACAGAUCUCUACCAACAGAUUCUCCAUUGGGACGACUUUGUACGCCAGGCGAAACAAGAUAGGGCUAAGCGUCAACACAAGGAAUGUGUCGCGCAAAGUCGAGGCUCCCUGGAGGCACAAAGACUGGGUGCACGUCUCCUUGAUAUGGAACAAAGAAGCGAAGUAUGUGGAUUUAUUGAUCAAUUGUCGGACAGCACCGGACAUGGUCCGGACGGAGACUGCGAUGCUAGACAGUCUGCUUUCAGCACCGCCUCAGGGUCGACUAGUGCUCGGGGCGAACUACGGCUUCCUAAAAAACUGUAGAGUAACUAUCGACGAGUUGGCCGUAUGGCUGCGGGUGCUUCCCAAGGAGGAGAUUUGCUAUGUUCAGAACGCAAGAGCAGUGGAUGGUGGCUUUGCUGAGUGGAGUGACUUUACGUCAUGCAGCGUGACAUGCGCACAGGGAUCCCGAACUCGCCGCCGCCUAUGUACCAGUCCCCCUCCACAGCACGGCGGACUAAACUGCACAGGGGCCUUUAGCGAGACCACACCCUGUAAUCUGCGCCCAUGUCCUAUCAAUGGUAAUUACACCCAGUGGUCCGAGUAUACACCGUGUAGCAAAACCUGUGGGGGUGGUACACGGCACAGGACAAGGUCGUGUACAAACCCUGCACCGCAGUAUGGUGGUGUUAACUGCACUGUGAUCGGGAACCCUGUGGACACUAUAGAGUGUAACACCAGCCCGUGCCCUGUAGACGGUGGGUACACAAGCUGGACCGAGUUCUCUCCAUGCUCCGUCACGUGUGGGAGAGGACUCAGCACCAGAUCCCGAGCAUGCUCAGAACCAGCUCCACAGUAUGGCGGUAGAAAUUGUAGUGAGUUCCUUGGACCAAACACAGAGGAAGUGCCCUGCUUUCCUAAGUUAUGUCCCAUUGAUGGUUUCUAUGGAAACUGGAGUGCGUUCACUCGCUGCAGUUUAAGUUGUGGGGGAGGUACUCAAUCAAGAAAUAGAUCAUGUGACAGCCCGUCCCCAGUUGGGGAAGGGUUGAAUUGUACUCGCCUCGGGCCAGCUUUGGAGAUUAGAGUGUGCAACACACAACCUUGCCCGAUUCACGGAGGUUUUUCUGAGUGGACUGAUUUCGGUAAUUGCACGCGGGAAUGCGAUGGCGGCGUACAUUACCGGACAAGAAGUUGCACGAAUCCUGUUCCUUUCGCGGGUGGCGAGGGCUGUUCCCUGCUAGGUCCCGCAAGGGAGUCUCGGCAGUGUAACACCAAUCCCUGUCCAGUCAAUGGCGCCUACGGCCCAUGGGCUCCCUUUAGUCCCUGCUCGGCCACAUGUGGCGGAGGAAGAAUGGUGAGAAGACGGUACUGUGAUAACCCCAGUCCUCAGCACGGCGGGAAGAAUUGCUCAUCACUGGGUCGCCCUGUGGAAUCUUCGAGUUGUAACACGAAUAAGUGCCCAGAUAUAACUUUUUUUACGAACGUGAAUUUUCCCGGAGAGAAGUUUAAAGCCACUCUUUACACGAGGGGCAGCAAGGACUUCCAGAAGCUCGCCAGUAAGAUCGCAUGGAAUGCUCGUCGUAUUUAUGGCAAAGACACCUCUCUUGAAGACGUUGUAGUAAAGUUUUGCGAUUUCGACGAAGAAGCUGGUGGUAUUCAAUGCAUGAUUGAGUUCAUGUAUGGCUAUGAUGGGUUCAGCGGUGCACUCAAGCUGCAAGACGCUCUGCAAAGAAGACACAUGCUCUACCAGAUGCCAGCCAAUGCCUACUUCAUCACCAGCAACGACGUUCCCUGGAACCCGCCUGUGGGCAUUACGGUAUAUAACACAAGCUCCACUAGCCUCAUGGUACGCUGGACCCCCCAUGCGAAGAGCAGGCUGGAUUCUGUAGAAGGCUAUCGCGUCAGGUUCCUUGAUGAAGAGGGUAACUUCUACAACAAGGUCCUACAGGGCAAAAAUGCUACCCACACUACCCUCCACGGGCUGGACAAGUACCAUUACUACUGUGUGCGGAUUAUACCGUUCAGCCGGAGGGGGGAUGGGCUGGCGGCUGGCCCUGUGUGCGCUUAUACGGAUACAGAUGUGCCAAGCGGCGCACCCUCAAACAUUACCACAUGGAGCCAAUCACCAACUGACAUGUCAAUUAGCUGGGAGGCCUUGCCCCACAAGCAAGCACACGGCAAACUACUCGGGUACAAAGUCCAAUAUCAGAUCCACAACAGGAGCGCGAGCCUGGGUACAAGCAAUGGCAGCGCGCAGGGCAUGCUUGAUAUUACGAAGGGCGUCAGGAAUAUAACGAUUGCGAACCUGCGCAAGUUCACUCGGUACACGAUCACCGUGGCUGCCUAUAACGAGAAGGGCCUGGGUCCGUGGAGUCGGCAAGUGCUCGCCUUUACGAGUGAAGACGUUCCCGGACGAGCGCCAGUCAUUAAGACCGCUGAACCCACAAGUUCAACGAGCCUGCGCAUCACGUGGCAUCCACUGCCCGAGAAGUACUGGAACGGAGAGUUACUAGGAUACCGUGUGUUCUACCGAACUGCCGGGCCUGCCGACCCGGACUUGUGGUCCGAGAUUGAUGUGGGGCCUGGGGACCAGUCAGCUGAUCUUGAAGGGCUGGAGAAAUUUGUCACGUACGCGAUCCAGGUGGCGGGAUUCAACAAAGCUGGCGAAGGAACACCGCUUAAGAGCGUCUUUGUGACGACAAAUGAGGACGUGCCCAGCUUCCCUCCGGAAAACAUAACUGCCGCCAAUACAUCAUCCACAAGCCUGCUAAUUCAAUGGAGUCCAGUUCCUAAGGAUCACGCAAAUGGAAUUAUCCUUGGAUACAAGAUUUUGUACAGAGUGUCUGGAAGCAAUGGCAGUUUCUCCGAACAUCGCACCAACGCCGACACCACCGCCACGGAAGUGACGAACCUAACUCAUUUUACCGUAUAUGACGUCAGUGUGGUCGCGUUUACGUCAAAGGGUGAUGGUCCGGGGUCGGAACCGUUAAUUGUGAAGACGGCAGAGAACAGGCCAAGUAGACCACCCAAGAUGCUUCGCCUUUUCAACACUAGCUCAACGAGUCUUCACCUACACUGGCAGCACAUCCCAAUAGAGUUCGUCCACGGGGUUCUAUUUGGCUACCGUGUAUUGUACCGACCAAUGAACGCUUCGCAGGAUAGCUAUCGUGCGUUGGAGUACGGUCCUAGCGUCCUAGAGGCGGAGGUGACCGGCCUGCUCAAAUACUCGUGGUAUGGCUUUCGUGUUAUGGGAUUCACAAAGGUCGGCUACGGAGCGGUGAGCGAGGAGGAGAUCGUCAGAACCGGCGAGGACGUUCCAAGCUGGCCUCCCGAGGAAGUGAUUCCUAGCAACAAGACAAGCCCGACGGCAUUGCGUGUCAGUUGGCAGCCAAUCAGCGAUGAGUAUUACGUGCAUGGUAUCCUACUGGGCUACAAGGUGUAUUACUGGGCUGUACGAAACCCAAAUGAGGUGUUUUUGAAAAAGAAAGAGAAGAUAAUAGUGAAUGCGAUGACGCUAAGCGUCGUGAUAAGUGGGCUACAUGCUUAUACCGUCUAUGCGAUACAAGUGCUAGCUUUCACAAGCAAAGGGGACGGACCUCUUACUCAGCUGAUAUAUGGAGGUAAGCUAUCUUAUACCGUCUAUGCGAUACAAGUGCUAGCUUUCACGAGCAAAGGGGACGGACCUCUUAGUCAGCUGAUAUAUGGAGAAACGUGUAACUGCCAUGCAACCAUGUACACCAAUUGGUGGGUAAACCCGCCGUACAAUGACGUCAACACUACUGGAAUCUUUCCUGUAAUCCUGCAAUCAGUGACUGAACAGUGCUGUGGGUACUGUCAGGAAUUUGGUUACACUUUUAUCAACUUCACCCGCUCGGGGAACGAAACUUACGCUCAAAAACCGAGCGAAAUGGUCGUCAAGCGCUCAAUUGUGAACCAAACGGCCCUUAGCUACCCGGUGUACGGUAGAAUGGACCAGAAAGAGUACGGAGGGUUUGGCUUCGUGCCCAUGGUCAAGUCAGGGGGGGUUGUGUUUAUGUCGGUGACCCCUCUCCCAGGGACGACCGCCAGGAUGCUUGUAUACUCCGUGUUGGAUUUGUGGCCAAUGUGUGUUUUUGUCUUUGUUUCCGCGUUUUUUUCUGGGAUCUUCAUGUGGAUAUUGGACUGCUGGUUUAAUUCCGAUAUGUUUCCGAGAUCACCUUUCAGAGGACCAAUGGAGGGGAUGUGGUGGGCUUUCAUCACCAUGACAACAUUGGGGUAUGGGGACCGCUUCCCCAAAGGCUACCACUCCAAGCUUUUUGCAAUCGUAUGGAUCACGUGUGGCCUUGUGAUUGUGGCGCUGUUAAUGUCUUUUAUCACGACAUCACUGACCGCAGAGAUAGUGGGCUCAAAGACGAUGGUCUAUGGUACAAAGAUUGCCGCCAUUACAAACUCGUCCGAGUAUCGCCUGGGGAUCCGUAUGAACGCGAGAUUUGAGCCAGGCACCACCUACCAGAAUCUUAUGGAUGUUUACACGGCACUCAAACGCCGAAGCGUACAGGGAGCUCUGAUCGAUUCGUACACGGUCGGUAGCAGGCAAGACCUGUUUGGUGACCAGAUGUUCAAGAUUAGCAAAAUCAUCAGCCACCCGUCUUCAUAUGGGGUGGUCCUGUCAGGGGAGGCGGUCAAGCUCCGAGUCUGCUUUGCGUCUUUUAUGAAAGAGGAGAGAGCACAAGUGUUCAAAUCCAUCACUGAUAAUGUCAAGCAGCUUGAGGGGAUGAGCGAAGGUACUGCAGAGGAAAUGACGUCAGGGCUGUUCGAUGAAGAGUCGGAAAUGUUCCGACAGGCUGCGACGUGGUCAGCCGGAGCACUCGGAAUACUUACGGUCAUCUGCCUACUGUACGAGCUCCUUGCUAGAAGCAGACGCACUCCUGACCCCAAGCGAUAUGACUACAGUAAAACCGGUCUGUUGCCGAUGGCUCCAACAGCUAUUCGUAGGCAUUACGAGGAGGAGCGAGAGCUCAUGCGAAGUGUGGUGGAGGAGUAUUACGUGAACUGCCGAAAACUUUGCGUCAGCCUACGCGCAAAGCACCUUCGUGAAAUCAAGUUGCUAAGGAAACUAAAAGAGGAGACAGAAAAUGGUGGUGAGCGAACAGCUCACAAGAAGAAUAUAAAAGAGCCAUUUAGCUUAUUUAGAUUUGUCAAUAGACUCUGGUAGUAAGAUGAUAUGGUCACAUAAUUAAUAUAUAUAUUUAGAUUUUAUUAUAACUUUGUGGUUCCUAGGUCCUAUAGGGCCAAUGGCAGUUUCAAAGACGGGCUUCUGUUUAGAAGGCCCUUUUACAAAGUCCCGAAACAUUUCUUGAAAUCGUGCGGAGGGGAAUAUGCGUUUUUUUUAAAGAAAAACUGGGAUUUAGAAUAUGCAUUGGGACUUUGUAGUUUCACAAUCGCAAAGAUAUUCGAGUGUCGCAAAGUUAAGACAAGAAGCAAGAAGACAUCGACAAAGAAAUUAAGAAGUUAUUUAUUUUUUACAAAAAAUGCACAGUGACCAGGCUAAAAAUCAAUUUAGCAGAUAGAUUCAUUGGUCUCGUGUCAGUCAGUGGCUCAAUAGAAACACAUAAAAUUCUUGUUUAUUAAUGGUUAGAUAAAUAUCAGUAUUAUAGUAUUCGAUGUAUUAGAUUUUAUAUUGCACCAUCAUUGAAAACUUACUUAAAGUUUGUCAGUUGACAAUUAGACGAUGUUUAGUAUUCUUAUAAAGUGUAAACAUUAGAAAUAAGCAUGAAAAUUAGUUUUAACAGUUUAAUCCUGAUAAAGACCCUUGAUAACUGGAA